UAUUCUGAAUCUACAAAGGAUGAUCUCAAACGAUUAAAAGAUAGUGGAAAAGUUAAAGCUACACAUGAUACAACAAAAGUAUGGGUUAGUGCAUUAGAAAGGUUUCAAACAGAUGUAGGGUAUCAAGAUAAAAUUGAAGAUAUUACAGACAAAAAUGUUCUUAAAGAACAAUUGUCUAAAUUUAUUUAUACUAUGAAAAAACAAGAUGAGACCGAUUAUCAUGUAUCAUCAAUCAGAAAUUGUGCGGCAGCCUUAUGA
This is a messenger RNA of Racocetra persica, 258 nucleotides long. Lineage: Eukaryota; Fungi; Glomeromycota; Glomeromycetes; Diversisporales; Gigasporaceae. The record is from the annotation of a GenBank genome assembly.